Messenger RNA from Symbiodinium natans, 2118 nucleotides. The record is from the annotation of a GenBank genome assembly. Lineage: Eukaryota; Dinophyceae; Suessiales; Symbiodiniaceae.
AUGGUGGCAAAGCAGAAACGGCCUGUGCUUCCGCAGAAACCAGACACCACGAUGACAAAAAGCGAGCUGCCAGAUUUCAAGCCCAGGGCCUGCUUCCAAGAGAUCCAGGGGCCCAGCGUCAAAGGAUGGAUGAGCGCCAGCGAUCUCCAUCUGUGGCUUUCCUCGCAACCGCACCCGGUUGCAGGCUACAGACUGGAGGACGUCUUGUCUGCCAUCAGGCUUCGAGCUGGCUCCCUCGACAUCUUCCCAGAGGACUUUAUCCGAAUGACGACUCCAAACUUCCGUUCUGGGGCUUACUUGAAGGAGCUUGCUAUUUCCCGCACGUUUUUGCCGUACCUCUCCUACGAACGACCGCUGAAGCACGAGGUGGCAUAUCGACUGUGCCAGCUCUUCCUCUUGGAGUUGGACUUCAUGAGCCGCCUGCGCUUUCAUCAGAAGCGCAUGCGGCAGGUGGCCAUCUCCGGGAUUAACAUCGUGAAGUUCCUUGACAUGGAGGAAGGCUUCUGUGCAGGCAUGGGUGGCCUCCUGUCGGCUAUGGGAGUUCGCCACGUCCUCACGCAGGGCGUGGCGGGCUACACCCGCCCACUGGAGCCGAUGCUGUGCGAAGCCUUGAUGAAGCGCAUCAAUCCAACGGAUGCGGCCUUUUUUCCAGCCGACCACCUGGGUCGGCUGCUAGACAUGCCGCUACCAACAGCAACCCAGUAUUACACUUGGGCCGAUCGCAUGGACCGAAGCCCGCUGACUGACAGCUACCUCUACCGCUCUGCCAGCCCAACGCGCCUUUCCUUCGAGAGCUACCGCGAGACCAGCCCUUCGGGGCGCAUCCGGCCGGCCUCACCCAGAGCUAUGUCGCCCAGAGCUACGUCGCCCAGAGCUAUGUCGCCCACACUGCGCGGCAGUCGAUUCUUGGAGCCUGUGAGUCCCAUGAGCCCAGUGACGCCGCUGCCAGACUACUUGCUGCCGGACUCACGACCCCCACGGCACAGCGGAUCAAAAGACUGGGAUACCUGGUCACCCUCCCCAGCUCGGCGGCACUAUCUCUCGGAGCUGUCGACCCAGGACCCUGGCCUGUCCUUUGAAAGGAGCCUUGCGGACACCUACGUGUCGUCGCCUGCAGCUGUGAGGUCCUACUCCCCACGACCCCUCUCUGCAGGCCGAGGCCUUUCGUCUGCAGCAUCUCCCGGUGCAUCUCCAUCCUUGGGAUCUCCAUUUCCUCGCCGUUCUCUACACUUCCUGGACUCGCACGAACAGCGCGCUUUGCAACAGACACUUGUGGUGAUGGCGCGUCAAGCCAAGCUGGACUGGAUGGUGGAGGAUGCAAAGGCUUUGCUGCCCAGUUGCUGCACAGUGGAGGAGAUCUUCAAUGAGCUGGAUCUGAUGCGGAAUGGCUACAUCACACUACGAGACAUCCGCCGGUUCAUGGCAGGUUUCGGCUUCACGGCGAAGUAUGCCAGCUACACUUCCCUGGUCAGCGACCUCCAUCUGCGCCGAAAGAUCUUCCAUCAACACUCGGUACGAGGCUCUCUACUGCUUCCGGAGAGCCUGGACUUGCGCGACAUUGCCAUGCUCUGUCUGCCCUUCAAUGGUGAGGGUUGCAAGGCUGUCAUGGACUGCUCCAAUGAUGCGGAGGCUGCCUCAGUGUUGUACCUGCUGCGCAAGUCCGAGCCUUGCCCAACCUGCGGCACGCGCGCCCAGCGUGACGAAGAUGCUGCUGGCUGUCCGACUGUGACAUGCCCCGUCUGCAGGACCCAAUUCCAAUGCCGCCACGUGGAAGGGGACCGACCAGAGGUGAGCUACCCGUUGACUUCGAGCGCAAAGCACAGCCUUUACCGUCUCCUGGGCACCACAUUGGAGGCUGCAGAAGAACUGGACUUGGAUCGUCGAGAGCUUGCCACUGUGCUAUCCCAAGAGAUCUGUGGGCUGCACGACGUCUUCGGAGCAAUCGGACCUGGCACCGACAGCUUCACACAGUCAGACCUCCGACGCUGCUUUGCAGUCCAGGGGGUGCCUCUACCUCCUGGCGAGCAGUGGGAUCUGCUGUGGCGUCGAUAUGCCGCCCCGACUAGCAUCGGCGUGAACUUCUUGGACUUUAAGGGUCAGUUGGCGCCGAUGUUUUGA